CCUUUCUCUGUGCAAACCUUAAGCAAGUUCAGGCAAUGCCCACAUACUUUUGAGGGAGGCAUCACCGGAUGGAGAGCAAAUAGUUGUGCGAGGGGACAUAUCUUCUUAUGACAUCAAGGAGAAAAGAGUUCACGGCACACAGGACCUCCUGCCUGGUUUUUGACGUCUGGUGAAGCUGUAACUGUUCACAAAUCAACACUUGACUUUGCACGGAAAGAUGGAUUUGAGUGAAGAAUGGAACUUGGAUGAUAUCAGCUGGUUGACCCAAAGCGGGAUUUUUCAGUUUGCCAACGUAUUGAGAGAGGCAGAGGUUUCCAAAGGUGCUCCAGCAAUUUUUGGUGCCCGUCAGAUAGGGCCCACAUCAAUUUGCUAUACUUCCAGUACUCCUGCCCAAAUACUGGAAGAAAGUGGCUGUCUUAACACCGAUCCACAGCUCUUUGGCAGCAGGAAAGAUGGUUCCCCAUUAAUGCUUCAAGUGAUCGAUGAUAUUGAAGCGGAAGACUCUCUGUGCUCCUUCGACCCUCCAGGCUUCCUCCAGGUCUCAGAGGUGGAAAUGAGAGGUUCAGAGGAUGUUGUUCCUGGCACUGUGUUACAACGGCUGAUCCAGGAGCUGCGUUAUGGCAACCCGAAUGAGAACAUGAACCUGCUGGCCAUCCAGCAGCAGGCCACCGGGAGCGCGGGACCCUCCAACUCCACUGCCAGCACGCUCUCUUCUUCCACAGAGAACCUGGUACUGGAAGACCCACAAAUGGUCCAGCACUCGGCGCGCCAGGAACCACAGGGCCAGGAGCACCAAGGGGAUAAUUCUGUGAUGGAGAAGCAGUCCAGGGGCUCCCAGCCUCAGCAGAACAAUGAGGAGCUACCCACUUACGAGGAGGCCAAAGCCCAGUCUCAGUUUUUCAGGGGUCAACAGCAGCAGCAACAACAACAGCAGCAGCAGCCACCAUCCAACACUGUUGGACCCAAUUUUUAUACAUCUGGGAACUCCUGUGCAAAAUCUAGAACAGAAGGGAGGCCGACGUUGGCCCGUGCCAAUAGCGGGCAGGCACAUAAAGAUGAAGUACUCAAAGAGCUGAAGCAAGGCCAUGUCCGCUCUUUAAGCGAAAGGAUAAUGCAGCUGUCCUUGGAGAGAAAUGGUGCCAAGCAGCAGCCCCCUGUCUUGGGGAGAGGCAAGGGGUUCAAGGCGGGUGGGCCGUCCUCCUCUCAGGCUGCCUCUAAAGGCUUGGACCAGAGGGGACCGCCACCGGACUAUCCUUUCAAAAGCAAGCAGGCGGUCUCUCCCUUUGGAAAAACUCAGGAGCUUGGGUUGUUUUUUAAUGACCAGCACUCUGGAAUAAUCCAAGAAAGCAUGACUCCCUCCUACGCAGCUCCACAAACUACCAGGAGUGACACCACUAUUGUCCGCUAUCAACCUCCUCCAGAAUACGGUCUGCCCAGCCGUCAAUGCCAGUCAUUCCCAUCAAUUUCAUCGCAACAGCAGCACAGUCCGAUGUCAUCCCAAGCCUCCUCCCUUAGCGGACCCUUGCACUCUACCUCUUUGCCUCCUCUCUCGAUGGCCACCGCGUCCCAGUCUUUGCCUGCAACGCCACCAAGCCAACAGCAACAGCAGCUUGCACCUGAUGCAUUUACAAUAGUGCAGCGAGCCCAGCAAAUGGUGGAGAUGCUAUCAGAAGACAACGAGGCCUUGCAGAAAGAGCUGGAGGGCUACUACGAGAAAGCCGACAAGCUUGAGAAGUUUGAACUAGAAAUCCAGAAGAUUUCAGAAGCUUAUGAGGACCUGGUGAAGACCACCACCAAGAGAGAGUCAUUAGACAAGGCAAUGCGUAACAAACUUGAAGGGGAAAUCCGGAGGCUCCAUGAUUUCAACAGGGACUUGCGUGAUCGAUUAGAGACAGCCAACAGGCAGCUUGCGUGCAGAGAGUUUGACGAAGAGAAGGCAACAGAAGGUCUUUAUGCUUCUCAGAACAAAGAGUACCUGAAAGAGAAGGAGAAACUAGAAACGGAGUUGGCGUCCAUGCGCCUGACCAAUGAGGAGCAGAGAAGGCACAUCGAAAUCCUGGACCAGGCUCUGAACAGUGCGCAAGCCAAAGUCAUCAAGCUGGAAGAAGAGCUGCGGAAGAAACAAGCACAUGUUGAGAAGGUAGAGAAGCUUCAGCAGGCAUUGACACAACUUCAGGCAGCUUACGAAAAGCGGGAGCAGAUGGAGCACCGGUUGCGCACCAGGUUGGAGAGAGAGCUGGAAUCCUUGAGACUUCAGCAGAGGCAAGGGAACUACCAGGCCUCCCCUUUGCCAGAGUACAAUGUGCCCGCAUUAAUGGAGUUAGUGCGGGAGAAGGAGGAGAGGAUUUUGGCUCUGGAAGCUGACAUGACCAAGUGGGAGCAGAAGUACCUGGAGGAGAGUGCCAUCCGACACUUCACCAUGAAUGCUGCAGCCACUACUGCAACAGAAAAGGAGGCCCUAGCCACCAAUCACUCAAGGAACGGCAGCUAUAGCGAGAGCUCCCUGGAUGUCGUCCGUUUAUGGCAAGAAGAGGAGGAGAUUUUGCAAGCCAACCGGAGGUGUCAAGACAUGGAGUACACGAUAAAGAAUCUGCAUGCAAAAAUCAUUGAGAAAGAUGCCAUGAUCAAGGUCCUCCAACAGAGAUCCAGAAGGGAUCCUGGCAAAACGGAUGCCGUGAGUUUGCGUCCUGCUCGUUCGGUUCCAUCAAUCGCCGCAGCAACAACAGGGACCCAUUCCCGCCAAACUUCCCUCAGCAGCAACCAAAUGGCUGAGGAGAAGAAAGAGGAGAAGACCUGGAAAGGGAGCAUAGGUUUGCUCUUGGGGAAGGACCCCAGUGACCACUUGCCUGCACCAUCGCUGCCUCCCCCGCCACUGCCUUCUUUGCUGUCCUCCACAUCCUCAUGGCCAGUGGCCAUCUGCCAUAUGAAAAUGGGCAGCAAAGACAGCAGCACCCAGACAGACAAGGGCUCUGAACUUUUCUGGCCCAGCACAGCUUCUUUUCCAGGUCGAGGGAAAUUCGGUAGUACUCCAGGAGGCAGUCCAGCACUGAGACACGCUGGAAGCAAAGGCACCGGAGAGAGACUUGAGAAUUCUCCUAGCCAUGGGAAGCUACCUGAGAACAAAGGCAGGGUAAGCAGUCUCCUUCACAAGCCUGAAUUCCCAGAUCCGGACAUGAUGGAGGUCCUCAUUUGAAGCUGUGGAAGCCUUUUCUGCUUUUUGUGCAAGUGCUCACAAACCUCAAGACGGGGUGCUGUUGCUGGUUUUUCUUGUUGCUGUGUAGGACGUAGGACUUUCUGGAGAACAACAUGAAGCUGGAACAAGGAAAUUUAAGUGUGGAAGGAAAGCCUAGGUGAAUGUGACUUUUUGAGACCAAGAGAAGGGAAAUGAGAUGUCGGAAAUGAACGUUUGGGACGUUUGCUAUGUACAAUCAACCAAGUUUUAAUCGAUGGGAUGUAGUGGAUUUGACGAAGCGAUGGCAACAAAACAUAGGAACGAAACUGCAUUUUUUGUUGUGAAGGCACUAUUUUGGAAAGGUGCAAUGAGCGCACCAAAUACUCUUCUGCAAGUAUCCAUAUAGUAGCAUCACUUGUUGGUUAACAAGAGCUGUUACAUUCUCCAUGUGAAACAUGUUGUACUGCAUAUAUAUUUGGAACAAGGGAGCAGGACUUCCAGAUAUAGUUUUAGAUAUGAUCCUGCUGCCUUCUUCCUGCCUAUUUUUGGGUCGCUCUGCUAUCCUCUGAUGCUUCUCAGUCCUGGAGGCAUGCAUAUAUCUGCCAUUGUGGGGAGAAAAAGCUUUGGGAGAUAUCUAACAUACCCUUUCUGUAGAUUUCUGACACCCUGCGCCUGUAUUUCAUAUUUAUUAGACAAGAACAGUAUCCUUAAUGCUGUUGGCAACACAGAAACAGCAUGGACCUUGUGAAGUGCAGCUUGUUGCCUUCCAGAUGAACUGAACUACAAAUCCUGUCUUUUCCAGUCAGUGUUGCUAUUGGCUACUCUGGCAGGAGAAGGAUGAAAGUUGUAGUUCAACCCACUCAGAAGGUAAUAAGUAAGAGGAAGCUGGUUUGGAAUAAAAUGUCCAGAUCCUAAAGAAGUUAUAGCUGUGGUUGAUGAGAUACUCUUCCAGAAGGGCAGCCAUUCUCUUUUGGGGGGGAGCAAGAAACCAACCAGCUGAACAGAGUCUGGAGGCAUUUUGAAGCCUAACUCAUGAGCUUUCAUAAGCUGGAGAUGGUUUGUCUGGAGGCUUGUCUAAAAAGUCUCUGUAGGGCCAUCUUCUCCCCUACAAUCUUGUCUUCAUCUUGUCCUGUUGUUCACUUGCCUGCUUCGUGGCAGUGCUGUGGCUUCUACCUCUGUGACGUGACCAAUGCUACUGACUCUGCCAGCCUCCUUUUGUGCCUGACUUGACUUUUUUUACCCUAAAUGUAAACACUUACAAUGAGGAAAAGACCAACUUAGGCUAGAACCCUACUCUAUCGCAUGCUUUAUAUAUGCAGGGGACUUUUAUAAAAUUGUAUUCAAACAUAAAAUCCAUGCCCUCUUGCAUGCUGAUCCCCAAACUUUGGUCUUCCAGAUAUGAUGGACUUCAGUUUAGCCAACGGUCAGGAAUUCUGGGAGUCCAAAACACCUGGAGGAUCAAAGUUUGGGAAGUUCCUGCUCUAUGGGCACAGAAAACUAGCAUAUUAAGAACGGAGCUUGAUUUCCCUUUUCAUAUGGUUUUGCCAGUCCCAAUCUUAUUCUCAUUUAUUGCCAUUUCCUUGGGCCCUAAUGUCAGCUAUUUAUAUGCAGUUAUGACACAUGUACUUGAUUCAUAUGUUAAAAGGUCAAAAAUGUAAUAGCUGAGCUGUUUCCCCUCCAAGAUCAGAUUAAGCUGUAGACAUACACUAGUUCUUAGAGUAUUUUUAAUAGUUUGGCAGAGAGAUUGCUUCCUAUAAUUCAGAUACAACUAAACUUUGUUCCUCCAGGUGUUUUGGAAUUUACCUCCCAAAAUCCCUAAACUUCUGUGGCUUCUGGAAAUUGCUGGCUGGAGUUUCAGGGAGAUAAAGUUUAAAACAUCUAGAGGACCAAAACUGGAAAAUCAGGGCAUGCAUCCUUUAUUUUUAUCUCUGGCUAAAUAGACACAGUUUGUCUAUUUGCAGCCACAUAAAAACCUUCUCUAUCCUUUGCCAGAGGUAAAAAUGUGUAGAGUCCAUGCCACUGACAAACUCUUCCAUGUACUCACAUUUUUAUGAAAAAAAUUAUUAUCUUCUCCAGGCUUCAUAUGUUCCAUGUCAUUUGUGUCAUCGGUGAGAUUCACAGGCUCCAUUUCUCAUGUUAUUUUGGAUACAGAUAAGGUGUUCGUUAUUUUCUUCUUAAGAUAACUUAUACAUUUGAACUGACUUUAAAGUGCAUUUAUUUUUACUUGUAUAUUCUCUAUAAAGUAUUCACUUAAGGGUCACUUUUUUUUCUACCAGUUUGAGAAAAGAACACGAAAUACAAAUUGCAGGAGUUAUGUAUAUUGCAAGUAUUUUAAGCAUUGGCUUUCAGUAUUGUGGAGAUUAUAUUAAACGAUUAGACAGCUUAAUGAUGCUUUGCCAUUAAAAAAAGUCCACCCUUGGAUUCAUCUGCUAGUUAUGUGUAUUGGUAUAUUACUGAUAGACUUGUUCUUGCUAGUAAGGAUAUUUUUGUACACCACCAAAGUUUAUGGUACUCUUCAUUGAACUGUAAGUAGAAUCACUUACACAAUACAACCUCCAUAUCUGUGGGACCAUUAUCUACAGCAUCCAACUUAAUUUGCUCUCUCUAGGAAGUCUUUAUGGUAACCUUCAUAGGUUGUUCAUUUGAAUAGUACUCACUAUUAUCUAUAGUUUCCUGUUUCAUUAGCAUAUAAAUGUAAACAGUUUAAAACCACAUGCACAAACAUGAGACGGUCAAUUUCACUUCCAUCGUCCAUCUGGAUUCUGUAUGCUUUGCCUGACACACAAUGGAUUAGAUCCAGACUAUGUUAAUUGAACUUAGCUCCCUUCCCAAUGAAAUCAGUGGGACUUUACAUAAGGAAUUAAAAUAUGUGCAUAAGGAGAAGUAGUAAGCUAGUCGACUUUUCCUCUUAUUGUGCUCUUUAUUUGGAGAGCAAUAGUCUGAAAAGAGGAGCCUUUGCUAUGUGUAGAGACUCCACGGUGAUCCAUGUGGAGAACCUCCACUUGUAGCAGAUACUCUCCUUUUCAGACAACUGCUCUUCAUUCAAAAAUAAUUGACAACAGAUACUGUGAAUAAAGAGAGCAAGCUCAACCCUUCCCUCCACGUUGUCACUCUCUUCAUGUGGAGAACAGUUGUCUGAAAAAGAGUAUUUGUCACAAGUGGAGCUUCUCCAGAUGUCUGGAUCACUGGAGAGUCUCUUCAGGUGUUACCUAUUGGUUUUUCAUGGGAGCAAAGUUCAACUAACUCAUUAGCUUUUUGCACAUAGUCAUGGAAUGUUUGAUGAUCCACAUUGCAAAGCUAGUCACUUUCAGCAGCGUGUUUGUUGUGUAGCACUUCUGGACAAUGUGUUGUCAAAGGCUUUCCUGGCUGGAAUCACUGGGUUGCUGUGAGUUUUCCGGGCUGUAUGGCCUUGCAGCUUCAAAGCCUGGCUGCUUCCUGCCUGGAGGAAUCCUUUCUUGGGAGGCCAUUCAAUGCUAAUCAAGGUGGGCAAUUGCAACAUUCACACUUGCUUCAAACAGGCAAGAGUUUUUUCUCCCACCCUGGACAUUCCACAGAUAUACAGGGUGCUUGAAAAAGAACUCCCAAUUCACCAUUUAAAUUAAAUGAAUAGGGAGUUCUUUUUCAAACACCCUGUAUAAACCCCACUUGCCUCGUUUCCAACAGAUCUCACAACCUCUGAGGAUGCCUGCCAUAGAUGCAGGUGAAACGUCAGGAGAGAAUGCUUCUGGAACAUGGCCAUACAGCCCGGAACGUUCACAGCAACCCACUUCUGGGUUUGAGGAUAUGUGUUUGCAGCCUGGUUGCAAGAUACUGUGUCAUGAAGCUAGAGGUCACAUUGGAUGCUGACCAUAAGGAUGCAUCCACCAGGGUUGGUGUGUAUCAUUCAUAUAUGGUCUGUACAUUUGAUCUCCCUUCAGUGGAGUUUCAAAGGAACCCAUCACAAACAAUAAUAGUACCUAUAUUGUCUUGGGCAAGGGAAUGAGAGCACAAUAAUAUCCCUUUUGCACUAAAAAUAAUUACCUGAAGCACCAUUGACCCCAUACUCAAUCCUAUUUUUUUCAUAUUUUUGAGAUUUAGUUGGAGGUGUCAUUGGGACCACUGCUUGGCUACUUUCUGCCUUCUCCAGUUCUGAGAGGACCUUACAAUAUCUUCAUGGGAACACUCUGACAACAAUGGGCAAGCUUUGUGUGAUUCUUUCCUUUCUUCUCCCCUUGCUUUCUUUCCCUCCUACAACUUAUCCCCUUUCCCUUUUUUCCUUCCUUCCUUCCUUCCUUCCUUCCUUCCUUCCUUCCUUCCUUCCUUCCUUCCUUCCUUCCAUCCAUCCAUCCAUCCAUCCAUCCAUCCAUCCAUCCAUCCAUCCACCUACCUACCUACACAUGUCACCUUUCUAUCCCAUUGACAUCACAGGGGCCACUUCACCUAGAAACCAAUGUAGUGAUAUCUCAGAUGGCCACUUCACCUAGCAACAGCCAACCCAGUGACAUAUUUAUUAUUCUUUAUUUACUUACUUAUACAAACUAUGGCAAUAAUUCAAUGCCAGAUUCAGACAAUAACAAUAACCAUAAAACACAGUAUUAUAAACCUAUAAAAACAUAUACAUAUCAAUUAUAAAUAAUCUUUCAGAUGAAUAAAUCAUAUCAAAGGUCUGGCACCAGCUGAGCUUUAUAAGCAUUGAACCAAUUGCUUUCACUGUUCUUACACAGAUUCUGUCAUACUCAUGGGUCAUAUUAAUUCCCAAAGGCUUACUUAAAUAGCCAGGUCUUAGAGGGCCACUUCUACCUAGCAAUAGCCUUUGUGGGACAAACGUACAUACAUUGAUUUUAUAUAUAUGGAGAGAAGAUUUGUAAACAUAAAUAGCCAUGGCAUUGGAUUCUGCCCCAGCCACUUAUAGCACCCCAAAUGUAAAUUUGCACCAAGGACUUCAUACGACUACAGAAGGAGACUUGCUACACAUCUUCCAUGCACACAAACUGCAAGCAGCUUACGGGUGCAUAGCCAAAAGGAUCAAGAUAGAAAAUCUAUGUUUGUCUUGUGUGCAAAGGUUUACACAAGUUUGGUGUUAAUCUGUGCAACUCCCAUGAACAGGUGCUGGUCCUUGACAUGUUUCCGGAAAAGACAGGCAUAAUUGUACUCAAUGGACAAGUGCCAGUUUCUGACUCACUGGGAAACAACAAUUGCCUGUCUCCAUAGCUUUAGAUCGUUCCAAGUUAGAGCACAGUUUAUGUAAAAUACUGCUAUUAAUAAAAGUAGUGGCUUAACUGCAGCAAAAAUGUUUUCUGGUCUGCCCAGCACCUUUGACGUGUAUGCUGUGGUGUUGUGUUAUGUGACACUUGUGUUGUGCUGUUGGGUUCCAGGUAAACCAUUUGUAAGAUAUUGUUCCCCUAUCCUACUGUUGGCCGCCUGUUGUACAGAAUGGCUGGUGCAGAAAGUUGUACAGUUGGAGUGUAUUAGUAGAUAUUUGGGGAAAUAAAGAGUGUAACACCCUUCACAGCAAAUACUGAUAACCUUGGCCAGCCAAAGAUUUCCCCAUUUUCUGCUGCUUAAAUUUGUGCCUUAAUAUUGUAUAUAAUAAAUGUGUUCAAUGUUCCCUCCCA
Molecule: messenger RNA, 8766 nt
Organism: Anolis carolinensis (green anole)
Lineage: Eukaryota; Metazoa; Chordata; Lepidosauria; Squamata; Anolidae
Gene: amotl1
Product: angiomotin like 1
Exons: 15
Coding region: 218-3193 (991 amino acids)
Biological process (GO): angiogenesis; actin cytoskeleton organization; regulation of cell migration
Cellular component (GO): bicellular tight junction; plasma membrane; cytoplasmic vesicle
Source: RefSeq, a predicted model, not a curated record